Messenger RNA from Trichoderma aggressivum f. europaeum, 1149 nucleotides. RefSeq lists its product as uncharacterized. Bases 1 to 1149 code for a protein of 382 amino acids. Gene Ontology annotation, cellular component: cytosol; proteasome regulatory particle, lid subcomplex; nucleus. Gene Ontology annotation, molecular function: structural molecule activity. NCBI's taxonomy places the organism in Eukaryota, Fungi, Ascomycota, Sordariomycetes, Hypocreales, Hypocreaceae. The record is from RefSeq and is a predicted model, not a curated record. Gene Ontology annotation, biological process: ubiquitin-dependent protein catabolic process. The transcript has 3 exons.
AUGAGCACCGACAGCAUCUCCGAUUUCCUUGCGGAGCAACGAGACGCAGCUCCAGAAGAGCUCCAGCCUCUUAUCCUCAACUUUGAGGACUACUGGGAGCGCAAGUUAUGGCACCAACUCACAGACGCCCUCGUCGAAUUCUUCAACGAUGACGGCAGCGCCGCCCAGCGCUUGGCCUUCUACAAUGUCUUCAUCCUCAAGUUCGCCGAUAAAAUCAACAAAUUGAAGCUGGUGAUGUUGGCCCUCAAAGCUGCAACACAGUGCAAAGAUGACCGUGACCGUUUGGCUUUCCUGCAGUCCGUAGUUAAGAAGGUGGACACAGAGGAUUCCCAAGAUGCGCUUGUGUUUGCUUCUGUUGCAGUGGCCAGGGUGAAACUAAGCCUUGGCGAGCUGGAGGACGCGAAACAAGAUCUAGACGCUGCGGAGAAAAUACUAGACUCAUUCGACUCUGUUGAGGCAGUCGUACAUGCGGCGUUUUACGACGCCAGUGCCAACUACUAUCAGCGAAAGAUGGACUUUGCAAACUACUACCGAACUGCUCUCCUCUAUCUUGCCUGUAUCGACCUGUCAUCGCUCUCUGACGAGGAACGACAUCGAAGAGCCUACUACCUAAGCGUUGCUGCUCUAGUCUCUACUAGUAUCUAUAAUUUCGGCGAGCUUCUACUCCACCCCAUUCUGGACACCCUGGGUCGGAGUGAGGAUGACGCUUGGUUGCGUGACCUUCUCUUUGCCUACAACCGGGGAGAUCUUGCUGCCUACGACCUUCUUUCAGAUAACAUUGCAUCUAACAAGCUGUUAAACGACAACUCGGACAGCCUCCGACAGAAGAUAUACUUAGCAGCUUUGACGGAGGCUGUAUUUCGCAGACCACCGCAUGACAGAACCAUGACCUUUGCUACUAUUUCUCAAGAGACCAAAGUUCAACCUCAAGAAAUUGAGCACUUGGUGAUGAAGGCUUUGAGCCUGGGCCUUCUGCGCGGAACAAUCGACCAAGUAGGUCAGAUUGCACACAUUACUUGGGUGCAACCAAAGGUACUCGACAUGAAGCAGAUCGAGAGUAUGCGUCAACGGCUCCUUGAGUGGGAUUCAAACGUCAAUCAGCUGGGGAACUGGAUUGAGGCCGCAGGCCAUGAUGUUUGGGCAGCAUAA